AUGCGCCUCUCCAAAACCCUCGUCGACAUGGACAUGGCUGACUACAGUGCCGCGCUGGACCCAGCCUACACCACCCUCGAGUUCGAGAAUGUGCAGGUGUUGACGAUGGGCAAUGACACAUCCCCAUCAGAAGGUGCCAACCUCAACGCACCCAACAGCCUGGGUGUCAGCGCCCUGUGUGCCAUCUGUGGGGACCGGGCCACUGGGAAACACUACGGUGCCUCGAGCUGUGACGGUUGCAAGGGCUUCUUCCGGAGGAGCGUGAGAAAGAACCACAUGUACUCCUGCAGGUUUAGUCGGCAGUGUGUGGUGGACAAAGACAAGAGGAAUCAGUGCCGCUACUGCAGGCUCAAGAAGUGCUUCCGGGCUGGCAUGAAGAAGGAAGCUGUGCAAAAUGAGCGGGACCGGAUCAGCACUCGCCGGUCAAGCUAUGAGGACAGCAGCCUGCCCUCCAUCAGCGCAUUGCUGCAGGCCGAGGUCCUGUCCCAGCAGAUCACCUCCCCUGUCUCCGGGAUCAACGGAGACAUUCGGGCGAAAAAGAUCGCCAGCAUCGCAGACGUGUGCGAGUCCAUGAAGGAGCAGCUGCUGGUGCUCGUUGAGUGGGCCAAGUACAUUCCUGCUUUCUGCGAGCUCCCUCUGGACGACCAGGUGGCCCUGCUCAGAGCCCAUGCUGGUGAACACCUGCUGCUCGGAGCCACCAAGCGGUCCAUGGUGUUCAAGGACGUUCUGCUUCUAGGCAAUGACUACAUCGUCCCUCGGCACUGCCCAGAGCUGGCAGAGAUGAGUCGAGUGUCCAUGCGCAUCCUCGAUGAGCUGGUGCUGCCCUUCCAGGAGCUACAGAUAGAUGACAACGAGUACGCCUGCCUCAAAGCCAUCAUCUUCUUCGACCCAGAUGCCAAGGGGCUGAGCGACCCGGGCAAGAUCAAGCGGCUGCGCUCCCAGGUGCAGGUGAGCCUGGAGGACUACAUCAAUGACCGCCAGUACGACUCCCGCGGCCGCUUCGGUGAGCUUCUGCUCCUGCUGCCCACCCUGCAGAGCAUCACCUGGCAGAUGAUCGAGCAGAUCCAGUUUAUCAAGCUCUUCGGCAUGGCCAAGAUCGACAACCUGCUGCAGGAGAUGCUGCUGGGAGGGUCCUCCAGUGAUGCACCUCAUGCCCAUCAUCCCCUGCACCCACAUCUGAUGCAGGAACACAUGGGCACGAAUGUCAUUGUUGCCAACACGAUGCCCUCUCAUCUCAGCAAUGGACAGAUGUGUGAGUGGCCCCGACCCAGGGGGCAAGCAGCUACCCCUGAGACUCCACAGCCCUCACCGCCAGGUGGCUCGGGGUCUGAGCCCUACAAGCUCCUGCCGGGAGCAAUUGCCACCAUUGUCAAGCCCCCCUCUGCCAUCCCCCAGCCGACCAUCACCAAGCAGGAAGUCAUCUAGCAAGCCGCGGGGGGUCGGGGGCUCUGCUGGCCUCCCAGCCCCCUCAGAGAGCCCCGGUGGUCUCUUGUUCCCAGGGAAGGAAGCUGUGACAACAAGGCCAGUCUCAGGGCAGCAGUGGAAAGGGCAAGGGGACCAAGAACUUGGGCUGUGGGCCACAUCCCAUCGCUACCCUCCACCCGCUGCUCGGGAUGACAGGGCUCUGACUUGGGGAGACCCCAGAUGGAAAAUCCUCUGCCGCCUUGGACAACUCUUCUCUUGCUGAAGCCACUGCCUUCCCCUUCAUCAUACCUUCCCCCAACUUCUUCAGCCCCAAAGGACAGCUGUCUGGAGACGACAUGGGACCUUGCUUAAUAGCUCCCUUCCCCUUCAGACUGGUACUUCUUUCUCCAAGUACUGUCCUAGUCCCCAGACACUGAGCCCUCCAAGGCUGGGUCAGAUCGGGGCAUCUGACCCCUCCCUGUUCUGCUGCCCCAAUCUCCAACGCUUCUCUCCACCUGCCACUCUCACCUUCCUCAGCCAUCCUAAUUUCUCCACAGCCACCUCUCCAGGGGCUGAAGAAGACUUGCAAACAGUCCCCCAGUCAUUCCAGGAGCAUUUUAAAAGACUAGCUGGGCUAGGCACAGUGCGGGACUGUUGAGAAGGAAGACACCAUUCCACCUCUGACCCAUGGCUCUUCCCUUCUUAGGGAAUCGGGCGGGUACCCAGGGUGAUGCUCUCCACAGACUGUCAACAACGAGAGGACAACCCAAGGUGGACAAUUGCAACAGGAACUUGGAGGGGCUGAAGUGGUUAGAGAAAGUUCGGGGAAAGGGGCAGACUCUGCAUUAGGCCUUUAAGGAAGGGCUGGAUUCCAGCCAGCAGAGCAGGUGAGAAGGCCUUUCCAAGGAGGGGCAAACAGUCUGGGCAAGGCCCCAGGUUGGAAGAAGGGCACAGGGGGGAGGUGAUGGAAAGACCAGGCUGUUUGGAGCAACAGAGGAGCCUUGAAUGCCAGGACUGAGGCACUGAGGUUUGGGAGUAGCUAGGGAGGAUGCGCAGUGAGCCGGGAGGGAGCAGGGAGAUCAGAUGGGGGGCUGGUGAUGUGAUCCAGGUGAGAGUGAGGAGACCUGGAGAUGAAGAUGGAUGGGUGCGAGCUCAGCUCAGAAGGAUGUCAGGGAGGAAUUACCCCCGUCCUGGGCCUCUCUCAAACUCUGCCUCAUUUCUGGCGCUGUGUUAAGGCACUUGACAUGCAUCAUCUCAUUGCAUCUUCUCUAUUACCCAGAGACUGUUGCAGAAGAUGAAAUUGAGGUCUAAGUGGUUAAGUGAUUUUCCUAGAACUCACACAGCUAGUAAGUGGCUGAGUCAGGAUUGGAUCCCAGGUCUGCCUGGAUCAUAAUAGGAGUUCUUAACCAGGGUGGCUGAGCAUCUCUGAAAGGGCCCCUCUCUCCUCACUGUGAGCCAGUUGAUGGACUUCCUGCCCCUGUCAUCAGCCUCAGAAGCCAAAGUCUUAUUCUUCCCAGGGGCCCUGCCCACACCCAGGACUAAGAUUGGCUUGGAGUUAUACUGAUGUCCGGGUAGGGUCCAGCAUCCUGUCUGCUAAAGAACAGGAGAAUUCAUAACUCUUGGACCCCUUUCCUCUCCUCACUCCCCAAGUCCGGGGGAGGGGCGUCAGGGGUCUGGUUCUUAGGAGAUGGACCAAUGUGGCCUGGCAGUCCAAGAGUUGGAUAGUUUGGGUGGGCCAGGGAAAGAUGAGAAGCCCUGGGUUUGAGCACUGCUCUGAAACAUUAAGCCCCAAAAUGGAACGGCCAGCACAUCAUCCUUGGGAAUUUUGGUGGCUUUGGGAAAAUUCUGGAAAGUGCUACUAGCCAUUGGGAACAAAAGAGAUGUGUUGUGGGGCUGGAGCUGUGCUUAGGUAGGAGAGUGAACAGUUAGCCUGGCCACCUAUCCCCACCCCAGGCUGACUGUUCUGAGUGGACGGAGGCAGGACCGCAGUGCCCCCAAAUUCCACCAUUAGUGAUUGCUUUUUGUGACAGAGGCAUGGGGGGUUUGAGGGCAGUAUGUCCAAGAGAAACCUCUACAUCUCCAGCGGUCCCAGGAGCAGCCUGCCUGUGCCUCCAAGCUAAGUCCCCAGUCCCAGGAGAGACUGUCCCAUGCUCAGAGCUCUCAAGCCUUCCCAGCCAUCCCUCAUUCUGAGUCCCCAGAAAUCCCAGUCAGGGAACCCAGGCUCGUCUGGGGUAAGGUGGGGAAGCCAGAAUCUUUCUGUCAUUGUGGUCAUUCCCACUCUUUGCUCCUCCAGCCCCCAGUGUUGCUCAGGCCUCGGUCAUGGGAGCGAAGUUGAGAUAAGAAUUUUCCACAGGAUGGAGUAAGCUAGCAGUGGCUUUUAACAGUAGCAAUCUUCUGGGUCAGGGGCUCAGUCCUCAGCCCCAAAUUAACCCUUCCAGGAGGAGAAAUCCAUUCCAUUUUAAUAAUUUUAUUGUAAUGCAGGAAGCCCAAAACAGAGCAGUUUACUUUUCUGAUUCUGAGGAUAUGGCAUUGGAAAAUCUCUCUCUCUCUCUUUGCCACCUGAGUUCUGGUCCUAAAAUAUAAAAUCUGGAGAACUAAACAAGGGUUGGGAGGGCAAGCAUGGACCCUCCAGUUCCUCCCCUGAGAUAGCCUUUUCUCUGGGCAGCUCUCAGGAGCUUCCAGAAUUCACAUGACUCCCUGCAGCAUGGACAGAGGAGAGGGUUGGAGGUGUAUGCCCUUGGACUUUGUGUGAUGACCAAGCCAAUUACUUUUGCCAAAUUGUUCUGUGAUUUUCCCUGACUGGGAUGAAUUGUGAAAUUCACACCAAGCGAUUCUGCUUCCUGUGGGUGUGAUUACCACCAGCUCCUGUGUGGACCCCUGAGCCCGUCACUGCCGCCCAAUGGGGCAAAGAAGCAAAAAAACCAUUUCUUACUCUUGUGUGUUUUAACAAAAGUUUAUAAAGCAAAAUAAAUGG
Mirounga angustirostris (Northern elephant seal) is the source of this 4378-nucleotide messenger RNA. RefSeq names its product hepatocyte nuclear factor 4 alpha (gene HNF4A). The coding region runs from base 1 to 1425 and encodes 474 amino acids. NCBI's taxonomy places the organism in Eukaryota, Metazoa, Chordata, Mammalia, Carnivora, Phocidae. The record is from RefSeq and is a predicted model, not a curated record. Gene Ontology annotation, biological process: cell differentiation; positive regulation of transcription by RNA polymerase II; anatomical structure development. The transcript is spliced from 10 exons. Gene Ontology annotation, molecular function: zinc ion binding; RNA polymerase II cis-regulatory region sequence-specific DNA binding; nuclear receptor activity.